This is a messenger RNA of Xyrauchen texanus (razorback sucker), 1791 nucleotides long. RefSeq names its product GTP binding protein 3, mitochondrial (gene gtpbp3). NCBI's taxonomy places the organism in Eukaryota, Metazoa, Chordata, Actinopteri, Cypriniformes, Catostomidae. The transcript has 8 exons. Gene Ontology annotation, cellular component: cytoplasm; mitochondrion. The record is from RefSeq and is a predicted model, not a curated record. Gene Ontology annotation, biological process: tRNA methylation; tRNA wobble uridine modification. Bases 153 to 1742 code for a protein of 529 amino acids. Gene Ontology annotation, molecular function: GTPase activity; protein binding; GTP binding.
UCAAAACUCACAUGGAAGCGGCUUGGAUGAAUAUUAAAAACUGGACCACGUUUAUUCCGCAUGACAGCGGUGUAUUAGCCAUUUGACAGUGAUAAAGUCGGACCAUUGAUCCCUGCAAUGAUAACCUGUGGGUGAAGUCAGAGUUCAGUAAUAUGCUCUUCAUUAGAUGUUGGAGGAGAAGUGCCCCUUUCAUAACCGCUAUAAGGUCUCUUGCGUUUGCCCGUAUUCACAUACUUUCUUGUAAGACUGUCUCUUUUUAUAAGUGUAAAAAAAGCGCGAUUGAUCUCUUUGGCAGAUCUCUUCCCGUAAAAAGGUUGUUGUGUUCUAUCGGUCCGGAGGAGGACACUAUCUUUGCCCUGUCGUCGGGUCAGGGCAGGUGUGGGGUGGCAGUUAUUAGGGUCAGUGGUCCAGCAUCAGCGCUCUCUAUCAGCUGUCUGACCUCUUCGACCCGGGGACUCCCCGCAGCCCGCACCGCCACACUUCGUAAUAUUAUACACCCCCAGACUCAAGAGCUGCUGGACCGGGGUCUUGUCCUGUGGUUUCCAGGUCCUGGUAGUUUCACCGGGGAGGAUUGUGCAGAGUUCCACAUACACGGGGGUCCUGCUGUUAUUAAUGGAGUCUUACAAGCACUUGGGAGUUUGCCAGGGCUUCGACCUGCGGAGUCAGGUGAAUUCACCCGUCGGGCGUUCUAUGCAGGGAAGUUGGACCUCACUGAAGUCGAGGGUCUGGGUGACCUAAUACAUGCCGAGACAGAGGCACAGAGGAGACAGGCUCUACGACAAAUGGCAGGAGACCUGGGUCGUGUCUAUCAAGACUGGAGUGUUCGACUUAAACGUUGCUUGGCGCAUGUAGAGGCGUUUAUUGACUUCAGUGAAGAUGAACUCAUAGAGGAUGGAAUCUUAAAUGACGUGGACACAGCGGUUCGGCAGCUGCAGACAGAGAUGGAAAACCACCUCUUGGAUCAACGCAGAGGAGAACGCCUGCGCAGCGGUGUUCAAGUGGUCAUUGCCGGAAGCACCAAUGCGGGCAAGAGCAGCCUGCUCAACAUGCUCACUCAGCGUCCUUCUGCCAUAGUCUCUCCCACAGCAGGGACCACAAGAGAUGUGGUGGAAGUCCCUCUGGACAUCGGGGGCUAUCCCGUGCUGCUAAGCGACACCGCAGGGCUGCGGGACACCACAGACAGUGUGGAGCAGGAGGGUGUCCGGCGCGCCCGCCAGCGGGUGGAGCAGGCAGAUCUGUCUCUGGUGGUCGUGGAUUUGACGCAGCUUCCCUCAGACCCUCAGCUAGUGCCUGACUUCCUCACUGGAUACUUGAGGAAUAUCCUGGAGCACAGGCAGCACUGUGUCCUUAUCCUCAACAAAAGUGACCUCAUCUCUGCAGAGCAAAACAGCAGCAUCCGAGCAUCCCUCUGGCUGGCUGGUGAUGUUCCUCCUGCAUGUUUUUUGUCAUGCCACACCAAAGAUGGCCUGGAUGGCCUCCUGACUGUAUUACAGGACAGACUGAAGACACUGUGUGGCGACCCACUGAUUGGCAGCCCGAGCUUGACUCAAACCCGGCACCGGACUCACCUGCAGAAGAGCAUAGAGGCUUUACAUCAGUACUUUCAAUACAAGCAUGUAGACUUGGUGCUGGCAGCAGAGGGCCUUCGAUUGGGCCUGAACAGCCUGGGAAGGAUCACUGGUAGAGUUGGUGCUGAGGAAAUUUUAGAUGUGAUUUUCAAAGACUUUUGUAUUGGGAAAUAGAAUCGUAUUUGGUAUGAGUGUAAAUGGAGUAAAAAUAAAUAAAUAAAUA